Molecule: messenger RNA, 576 nt
Organism: Cricetulus griseus (Chinese hamster)
Lineage: Eukaryota; Metazoa; Chordata; Mammalia; Rodentia; Cricetidae
Source: RefSeq, a predicted model, not a curated record
UUUUUUUUUUUUUUUGCCGUUGAUUGCCUCUGGAAUGUUCCCUUUCUUGUGGUUAUGGAAUAACAGCAUCAGAGGGCAGAGUAUGGCUCAUUUCCCAACCCCCCUGCUAUCUCCUUAAAUAUUAUAAGCUGAUCCUGGUAUGUAUCUGCUUCGUGAACAUUGAAGAUCUUUUUCUAGGUCCUCCACAGCCUGUGAACCCCCCUAGACCUUGCAAGCAUAGUGAGCGGAGAAGAAGGUCCCAGCGGUUAGCCACCUUACCCAUGCCUGACGAUUCUCUAGAAAAGCUUUCUUCUUCCUCUUCAGCCACUGAUGGGAAAGUGUUCUCCAUCAGUUCUCAGAGUCAGCCAGAGUCUUCAGGACCAGAGGUUCCUGCCGUUGCCCAUCUGGCCCUGCAGAAGCUGGGACCCUGUCUCCCUCUUGAUCUAAGUAGUGGUUCAGAAGACACAGCGCCUGGAGCCCCAGACUCCUCCUCCCUUGGUGGCCAAUGUUCCAGGGAAGAAAAGGAGGAGACACAGCUGUUUGCAAGUCCCUCCCCCAAAGCAGUGAGUGGUGGAAAAGGAGCCAUAGCAGCUGCUG